AUGAAGCAAUUUCUGAUCAUCCUGUCCGUGUGUUCAGCGGUUGGCACUGUGACAACAGAGAGAUCACCAUGUGUGAAACGUGCAGCAUUUUCUUCUACAAACUUUGAGAACAUCCUGUCAUGGGAAACUGAAGCAGAUAUUCCCCCUGGCACUGUAUUUGAUGUCCAAUACAAACAGUAUGGAGAAAAAUCCUGGCUUAACAAGCGUGAGUGCCAGAGCAUCACACAGACGUUCUGCAACCUCACUCAUGAAACAGAGAACUUCACAGAGCAUUACUACGGCAGGGUGAGGGCCACUGGCCAGAACUACUGCUCCUCCAACUGGGUGCGCUCUGAAAGAUUUGAGCCCAGAAAAGAGACUAUUAUUGGAGCACCAGAAGUACAAUAUAUACCUUACAUACGGUCUGUAAAGUUUCUUAUACAGCCCCCCUACACACCGCUGAGAGGUGAGGAUGACCACCAGCUAACCGUGGAGGACAUUUACAGCAGAUUUGGUGCUGUUGAUUAUCACUUAACAAUAUUCAACCAAAGGACACACCAAGAGUGGACAAAGAAUGCACACAACAAAGAAUUUGAAGUUUCCAACUUGGACCCAGACACUGAAUAUAAUGGAACAGUAUAUAUCCAUCUCCUCCAGAGAAGCAGCAAACCCCAAGUAUUUUGGGUCAAAACACGAGCAGACAACACAUGGCUUCUCUACUGCUUCGUGGCACUCGCAUUCUGUGCUGGGCUGGUGUUUGCUGCAAUCAGUUAUGUGAUCUACAAAUACAUCAAGCAACGCAGUGCACAGCCCAUGUCUUUGGACUUCAGAGGGAUUUCAUCAUUCCAGCCUCUUACACUGACGGUGGAGCAUAUUAUAAAGCCCAUUAAUGUAUCCAGACCUUCGCUUCUCAUCCCUGAAAUGCAGUUACCACACAUCAGCCAGCAUUUGGACAAAGCACCAGCAUCACCAUGGUCUUGCCAUGCACCAGAAACCGCCUAUCAGCAAGAGAGGAACGUAUCAACAAUGGGGCUGCCCACCCAGCCUCCCUGCUUGGCAAGUGCAGCUCCUCCUGGUUAUGCUCCUCAAAUAGCCGGCCCAAGUGUUCCUACUGCCAUGGCCAGCAAAAAUCUGCCCCUAACCUAUGGGCUGUGUGUCAAAGGCACAGAGCACGUCGACAAGAAUUUGGAGCCAAACCAAAUGCUAAAGGAAGUUUCUUCAGAUAGUUUUGUUGGUGGGAAGCCCAUAGCUCAGAUGCUGGGCAGCAGCAGUGGCAGCCUUUGGAAUUACAAAGAACAGGGCCUGGACCUGGCAUUGUGGAACAGCAGAGACACAAGAGAGUCAGGUCUCUUACAGGGGAGCCCUGGGCAAACACAGCAACUGGUGUCACAAACUGAUGGGAUGGAAAGUAAAGUGCAUGUAUCCCAGCUGUCACUGCCUUUGCUGGAACAAUGCUACAGACAACAGCCUGCAGAACUGCCGCUGUUAUUGUCUUCAGUGAAAGUUGACACAGACUAUGUUCCAGAGGAUGAAUUGCUGCCAUCUGCAUCAGCAAACCUCCUUUUUUCAGCUGGUGCUGGUAACAACUUCCCAAGAGAGAGCAACAAAGAGCAGUGGAUGUUGCCAGAUUCAGUUUCACAUUCUGCAAAUAAAUUGCAGUUCCCAGAGACUCGAGAAACAGAAAUGUUACCACAAACAAAGGAGCUAAGCUGCACAAAACUGAAUACUGUUGUGUCCCAAGACACUAUCUCAGACCAGGACAAUGGCACUCCUCUCACUAAGCUGUUCAAAGAUUUGGACUUAAAAGUAUUGUGGGAUCAGGAUGAAAACAUAGAAUUUUAUUAG
This is a messenger RNA of Colius striatus (speckled mousebird), 1824 nucleotides long. It is a transcript of the gene IL22RA1, whose product is annotated as interleukin 22 receptor subunit alpha 1. Gene Ontology annotation, molecular function: protein binding. Lineage: Eukaryota; Metazoa; Chordata; Aves; Coliiformes; Coliidae. Bases 1 to 1824 code for a protein of 607 amino acids. The record is from RefSeq and is a predicted model, not a curated record. The transcript is spliced from 7 exons.